This is a messenger RNA of Mytilus californianus (California mussel), 1301 nucleotides long. RefSeq lists its product as uncharacterized. The transcript has 5 exons. NCBI's taxonomy places the organism in Eukaryota, Metazoa, Mollusca, Bivalvia, Mytilida, Mytilidae. The coding region runs from base 107 to 487 and encodes 126 amino acids. The record is from RefSeq and is a predicted model, not a curated record.
CAAUGAGGUGGGAUGCUUUGUCCGUACCGAGACAACUCAACAAGGUACAACAAAAGACACAGGAAUUAAAGAUCACAAGAAAGACGAUAAAGAACACACAGAAUGGAUGAUGAAACUCAGCAUUUCAGUGGCUGUAUUUUCUCUGCUUGUAGUUGCUGUUAUUUCAAUUUCAAAAUGUUGCAGCAAGAUACUGGAAAGAAAAGAAGGUAUAAUUUCAACAAUGUCGAAACAAUGCAAAGAAACGUCAUGUGUAAGGAAGACAAACAUCUACGGAACAUAUGGGAGAAAGAAUGAUGAGGAUGAAUAUGAGUUUGAUAGUGACCGCUUAGAAGAAGACGAAGAUACUUAUGCAGUGAUUCGUGAUUCGCAGGUUGUAUUUCAAACUACAGUUGAAAUGGAUGGUCAGUGUGAUGAAUAUAACAAUUAUUUCACAAGUGGUUACAACCAUCUCAACUUGAUAGGGAUUUCCAAGACCCCAUCGAAUUAAAAGGAUAAAAAGUACAAUUAUGCUCGUGAUGUUCACUUCCUUCCAAGAUAAAUACGUUUAAUUUAUAAACUGAACUUCAAAAGAAAUGCAACAAUCCCAGCAAAGCUACAAUUUUCGUUCCUCCGAAGAAUGCUAACAUUUAUCGUUAAAAUUUAAAUGUCAACUAAAAAUUACUGAACUUAACAUGUCUUACUUAAUUCUAAAGCUAUCGGUGUCAGACAGGUUUUAAACAUUUUGUAGGAUUUUUCCCAUUCGAUCGGAAUUUGUUUACUCAAAAUAUUUGCCAAUUUACUCAGUUAAAAGUUGUUCUACAAUAAAUAGAUCAUCAAACAAUCAUAAAAGAUUAAUUUCAAAGUUUUGAAGUUUUAAAAUCAUUUAUAGUGCGUGUGACGUUUUAUUUAGUGUAGAGUUGGGUUUCUUUUGACAAAAGUUCUGCUGUCCUGCCAGUUUGUUUUUGGGGUGAUGCUAUUUUUUUCAACUUAAUUAAGAGGUGCUCCUCAUCAAGCCAAAUAUUGACUCACUAUAUUCCACUUACUUUCCGAUUACAUUAGUUAAGAAUUUCCUUGCAAAUUCUCUUUUUAUUUAAAUAUGGGAUGGACACCUCUGGGAUCUUAAUAUUUGGUCUCUGUGAAAUCUAGUAGAUAUUCAUCGAAUCAAAUGGUUCCCUGAUAUUAUCUGUGUUUUCUUUACUUUAUUUUCGGUUAAUAAACCAUUUAAAUUGAAAACGUCAUUAAGUCAAAAAUCUAUGUCCCAUCUUCAACCAAAUCAAAAAAAUCGAAACUUUCUUCACCAUCUUUAUAUUUUUUUUUUUGGG